UUUACAACACUCCGGAAACUGAGUGUAACACACAGAUGUGAUCACAGUGAAACCCUGCUCUUGGGUGUCUUUAGUUUCUCACAUUUUCAAGUACACUGUAUCUUACUAUUUUUUUCACAAGUCUGGGAAAUUAUUAUUAUUAUUAUUAUUGUUUUUAACAGGAUAACCAUAUCAUCUUUCUGCUACAAGCCUUUAAAAAUGUUUGCUCUGCUUUGCACGCAUCUGCCAUACUGUAUUUGUAGAGUGACAAAGGCGGAUCAAAGAGAGGCGUGGAAAAUCGAGAGGCAGAAAACAGGAGCAGAGGGAGAGAGAGAAAAAAGAGAGAGAAAAAGAGAUUGAAGCAAAGGAAGAUGGAGAGCGUUUUAUCGGAUCAGUCAGCCAGUGUGGAAGAACUGGUGGAAGCCUGCAUCAAAGCUUUCGAUGAUGAAGGAGUGCUAAAGGACGCCUCGGCGGUGCGGCUGUUCCUCAUGAUGCAUCCUUGGUACAUUUCCUCCACUGAUUUUGCCAAGAAACUCCUUCUGAAGUCUCAGAAUUGCUCUGCUGCUUGCUGCUCUCAGAUUUGUCAUCUUGUCAAGUACUGGAUGAGCGAGUUCCCAGCUGAGUUUGACCUGAACCCAGAGCUGGCUGAGCAGAUCCGCUGUCUGAAAGAACUGCUUGAGCAGAAUGGUGAUGUGAGGCGAAGUCUACUCAUAGACAUAGACAGUGUCCCAUCAUAUGAGUGGAAGCGGCAGCUGUCCUCAAGUAUUCAGAAGAAGAGUAAGACCUCUCUGCUAUUUGACCACUUGGACUCCUCGACCCUGGCUGAGCACCUGACCUACAUGGAGUACAAAUCCUUCUGCAAGAUCCUGUUCCAGGACUACCACAGCUUUGUGAUGCAGGGCUGCACUGUAGAUAACCCCAUCCUGGAGCGCUUCAUAACCCUCUUCAACAGGGUGUCACAGUGGAUACAAAUGAUGGUGCUCAGUAAACCUACAGCCCAGCAGAGAGCCACCGUCAUCUGUGACUUCAUUAAAGUGGCCCAGAGGUUGCUGGAGCUGCAGAACUUUAACACUCUAAUGGCAGUGGUAGGCGGUCUGAGUAACAGUUCCAUCUCAAGACUAAAAGACACUCAGGCUCUUAUUAGUAGUGAUGCUCGAAAGGUGUUUGAGGGCCUUGUGGAGUUGAUAACGUCCAGUGGGAACUACAGCCGCUAUCGACAGCGCUUUUCAGAGUGCACCGGCUUCCGUUUCCCCAUCCUGGGUGUGCACCUGAAAGACUUGAUCGCUGUUCACGUUGCCCUUCCGGACUGGGCUGACCCGGAGAAAACCCGAGUCAACCUCACCAAGACAAAUCAACUCUAUACCAUCCUGCAGGAGCUGGCACUGAUCCAGACCACACCACCUGAAAUUGAUGCCAACCCAGAUCUCCUCAACCUGCUCAUUGUGUCUCUGGACCAGUACAAUACAGAGGAAGAGAUCUAUCAGCUUUCGCUGCAGAGAGAACCACGCAGCCUAAAAUUAUCAGCAUCCAGCUCAAACCCACAAUCUCCUCUAAUAGAGGAGUGGGCAUCUUCAAUCAAACCCAAGGCUGAUCCAGUGAUCAUCAACAAACACAUAGAGAAGAUGGUGGAGUCUGUAUUUAAAAACUUUGACACGGAUGGGGAUGGCCACAUCACUCAAAAGGAGUUUGAAAGCAUCAGGAACAACUUUCCUUACCUCAGCAAGUUUGAUGACCUCGACCAAAACCAGGAUGGUAGAAUUAGCCGAGAGGAGAUGAUUAAGUAUUUCGCCAAGGCCAACUCCAUGCUGAAUUGUAAGAUGGGUUUUGUGCACACGUUCACUGCCAUGAACUGCUUCAAGCCCACAGUCUGCCAGCACUGCUCAGGCAUUAUGUGGGGAUUUUACAAGCAAAGAUACAAAUGCAAAGUGUGUGGUGUUAGCUGUCAUAAAGACUGCUGUGCUCGUCUGGCUGUUGAGUGUAGAAAACGGACAAAAAGUGUUAGCUUUGACAGCAACAUUCCACGUAUUAGCCGCUCUUUCAGCUUGCCUCCUUCUACUAGACAGAACUCCAAACCUCAGUGUGCAGUAAUCACAGAAGAGACUCAAGAGAAUCUAGACGAGGAGGUGUUUGAUGACUAUCUUUGAGAAGGAACACUCUGUGCCUGUAAAGCUGUAGAGCCCCGUUAUAUGACCCUGUCAUGGAAGACCACCAUAUCCUAAAACUGUGUGUUUGAAGUUAUUACACUUCCCAUGAUGAAUACUGCCACUCAUCUACCAUUCACUGGCCACUUUAAGACUUUAAGAUCUUCAACUGUGCAGUUUCAGUCCCUCCUGUAGCCUCUGAUUCCAGUUCUUGGCUGAUAGGACUGGAACCUGAUGAGGGCUUCUGUUGUUAUCUCAGGAUUUGGUAUGUUGAGCAUUCUAAGAUGCUUUUCUGCUCACCAUAGUACAGUGUGUCUGUUUGAGUUAGUUUCAGCACUUCCUUUCAGCAUGAACCAGUCUAGCCAUUCUUUUCUGACAAGGUGUUUCUACCUGCAGAGCUGCUGCUCCCUGGAUGUUUUUUCCCCUUUUUUGCACCAUUCUGUGUAAACUCUAGAGACUGUUGUUCAUGAAAAUCCCAAGAGAUUUUGGAAAUCACAACCAUGCCAUAAUCACUGAGAUCACUCAGAUCACAUUGUUUCCCAAUUCUGAUAUUUGAUGUGAACAUUAACUAAAGUUCUUGACCUGUAUCUGCAUGAUUUUGUGCAUGCACUACUGCCACGUGAUUGGCUGAUCGCAUAAUUGCAUGAAUGAAUAUGUGUACUGGUGUUUCUAUUAAAGUGGCCAGUGAGUGUACAAGUAAAUAAUAAAAAAUAAUUUAAAAAGACUUUAGUUUUUACUGAAAUGUUAUGAUUUGUGAUUAAAUGAAAUGUAUUCUUUGUGAGCUUAAUUAAAUUGCAGUCUCUGUUGUUUUCUAGUAAACAUUUUUUUUUUUCUUGAAACUAUAAGUUUGCUGGAUGAUCUGUUUUUGAUUUGGUUUUUCUUUUUUUCAAAUUAAAUUUUGACAAAGCCGCAUUUUAUUUCACUAAAAGAUGAUUUAAUCUGUGAAUUAACAGCCAGAAGGUCGCAUGAAUGACAUUUCCUACAGGUAUAAUGGCCCGCUAAUUGUUCUGUGUGACAGUAGGGGGCACUGUUGACACAGCUGGAUUUGUAUCUCUUCCAUGUCUUUGUAUAUACAUUUGAGUGAUCAUAAGGUACAUGUGAAUUGCUUCAAAUGUCUCAGUGAAUUUACAAGUGUUAACAUUAAAGGUUUGUUCUUUUUUCUGGUAUUAAA
Molecule: messenger RNA, 3291 nt
Organism: Ictalurus punctatus (channel catfish)
Lineage: Eukaryota; Metazoa; Chordata; Actinopteri; Siluriformes; Ictaluridae
Gene: rasgrp2
Product: RAS guanyl releasing protein 2 (calcium and DAG-regulated)
Exons: 17
Coding region: 351-2123 (590 amino acids)
Biological process (GO): Ras protein signal transduction; positive regulation of GTPase activity
Cellular component (GO): plasma membrane
Molecular function (GO): calcium ion binding; guanyl-nucleotide exchange factor activity
Source: RefSeq, a predicted model, not a curated record